Parnassius apollo (apollo) is the source of this 1560-nucleotide messenger RNA. Lineage: Eukaryota; Metazoa; Arthropoda; Insecta; Lepidoptera; Papilionidae. The record is from the annotation of a GenBank genome assembly.
AUGUUAACCGAAGAAGACCGAAAACUGAUUUUUGAUUCUUAUUGGGCACUGAGUUCUUGGGAAGCUCGUAAAGUAUAUGUCCGAAAUUUAGUAAGUGUAUAUGCACCACAGCUUCGAAGUUCAUCAAGCGUAGAUUCUAGGAAAAACAAAGGAUUUAAAUAUUUCCUAUCUUUGAAAGAUAACGCUAAAAGAGUUCAUGUUUGUAAGCAAAUGUUUAUGAAAACUUUGUGCAUUGGCCAAAGACAACUGAGGGAUUGGGUUGUUCCUAGUAAAGAUGUGGCAGAAAGUUUUAUUAUCUCUCAAAAUGGAAAUGAUUGUAAUGCAAGGACUCAAAAUAAUGCAUCCGAUUCAAUUCGAGAAUUUUUCGACAGUCUGCCGAAAGUAGAGUCCCAUUAUUGCAGAUCAUCUUCCUCAAAAUUAUAUUUAGAACCAAUCUGGAAUAGUGUUCAUGGUGAUCUGUAUGCUGAAUAUAAAAAGUUUUGUUCAAAUAACAAGAGACGAUAUUGUGUUGCGACGUUCGAGCAGAGGAAGUAUCGCAAGCUUAAUUUGUCUAUUUUUAAGCCCAGGAAAGACCAGUGCAACAAGUGCUUAGCCUACAAGAAUGGUAAUAUUAAUGAAGAUGAGUACAGGAGUCACUUGAAGAAAAAAGAAACAGCAAGACAAAAUAAGGAUAAUGACAAAAACAAUACUGAAGAUGAUGUAUUAGUAUACACUAUGGAUGUCCAAGCGGUACUUCUAUGCCCAAGAAUCCAGGCAUCAGCUGUUUACUAUAAAACAAAACUUAAAGUUCACAAUUACACACACUAUAAUUUAAAAACAAAAGAAGUGAUUUGCUCUCUAUUUCACGAGGGAAGCGGUGGCUUAGACAGUGAUGUAUUUAUGUCUAUUAUGAUGAAACACCUAAAGGCAGAACUAGAAAAGGCACCAAAUACCAAAAAAAUUAUCCUGUGGAGUGAUGGGUGUGGUUACCAAAAUCGAUCCUUGAAUUUGUCUAAUGCUCUAAUUGAAUUAUCAGUCGAAAAGAACAUAAUCAUCGAACAAAAAUACCCCGAAGUUGGGCACACCCAGAUGGAAGUCGACUCGAUACAUAGCAGCAUCGAAAGAAAGUUGCCACCUCAUCGAGAUAUUUUCAUUCCUGGACACUAUAUAAAUACAAUAAAGAGCGCAAGAAGCAAGCCUGAACCGUAUAAAUUAGUUUGUCUAAGCUACAGUGAUUUCAGCAGGUAUGAAGGUGGUAGAUACUCCAGUAUUCGACCAGGAAACAAAAAAGGCGAUCCACUUGUAGUUGAUAUUGUAAGCCUGCAAUAUAAUCCAGAUGGGAUCAUACGGUAUAAGUUGAACUUUAAUGACGACUUCAAAGAAUUACCGCGACACUCAAACAAAAACUACACACGAACUGAUACUGCUCAUUAUCAAUCAUUUCUCCCUAUUGACACUACAAAAUUUAUACAUUUACAAGAAUUAAAACCACUGAUAACUAAAGAUUAUCACCCUUUUUAUUACUCCUUAGAACAUAAUUGUUCAGAUCCUGAUGCCUGUCCUCAUAAACGAAAUAAUUAG